Messenger RNA from Sipha flava (yellow sugarcane aphid), 4757 nucleotides. Its product is annotated as RNA helicase aquarius. Bases 247 to 4683 code for a protein of 1478 amino acids. Gene Ontology annotation, biological process: mRNA splicing, via spliceosome. Gene Ontology annotation, molecular function: helicase activity; mRNA binding. The record is from RefSeq and is a predicted model, not a curated record. The transcript has 26 exons. Gene Ontology annotation, cellular component: catalytic step 2 spliceosome. Lineage: Eukaryota; Metazoa; Arthropoda; Insecta; Hemiptera; Aphididae.
UCUUAUACCUAACACAACAUAAAUAAAUAAAAAGUUUUCAUUUCUUUAACGUUUUGGUGCGUUUCAAAAUCUACCGGGUUUUGUUUAUUUUUAUUUAUUUCCAUUUCAAAAGAAUUGUAAUAAUUUUUCUUUUUACAUAAUGAUGAGAUUUAGUUUAUCAACGUUUGGUUAAACUAAAAAAAAAAGUAGUCACCUUUUUUUAUAAUUUACCUCCGACGGAUAAUAUAAAUCAAAGCAACAAACACAAUGACUGAUUCUAAACAACCAGUUGUAUUAAAUGUUGCACCAACUAUAGAUCAGAUCAAUGCUGAUCGUAUAACACAGUUAGCAUCAAAGUAUUGGGCUCCCAAUGUAAAUCCCAAUGAAUACUUACCUUAUAAUCCACAAGUAGUUGAAAAUAUUUACAAUGAAGAAAUCUAUAAGUCAAAUUUUUCGGUCAGACGUAUUAUGAUAUUAGAAUUUAGCCAGUAUUUAGAAAACUAUUUGUGGCCUAAUUAUGUGUCUUCAAAUGCUACAUUUGCACAUACAAUGUCUAUUGUUAUAAUGUUAAAUGAAAAAUUUCGUGAAAGAGUAGCUCCUUGGCAGGCUUUAAAAAACCAUCCUGAUGAAUUUGAUGGUUUUAUUGAUCAAGUAUUAUAUGCCAGUCUUUCUGAUGGUAAAAAUAUUAAGGAACAGAUAGCCCUGGUUGUUUUCUUAAAUCAUUGUUUUCAAUGUAUGGAAACAGAUUUAGUGAGAAACAAAAUGAAGAAACUUGUAUCUAUAUCAAUAUGGUGUAGUUUGCAGGAAAGACGAAGAAUAUUAGAAUUGCGUCAAGUACCAAAAUGGCAAAAGUUAUGGAAUCGAUUACAAAAAAAGGAUAAAGAUUUACUUGUAAAAAAUAAGUUAAAGGCAGAUCUUGAAAGAACAUUUUUACAUAAAUUAUGUAUUAAAUUCAUUAAUAUUUUAGAAGGAAUAUCAGUAGAAGGUGAUUUAUGUGUCAAUCAUUUAAAUUAUUGCGAGAGAUUUUUGGAAUUACUUAUUGAUUUAGAAACAUCUUUGCCUACUAGAAGAUUUUUUCAUGUUGUCUUAGAUGACAUACAUUUGAUAGAUCGAUGUUAUUUAGCAUCAUUAAGUAAACGUGAUGAAGGACACCUUUUUAAACAGUUAUUAGAUAUAUUAAAAUUUUAUUUUCACUUUGAAAUCUGUCAAGCAACUGGUGAUCCAUUAAAAGAAAAUGAAGUGAUGCAAGCACAUUAUGAUAAAAUGACAUCAUUGCAGGCAACAUUAUUUGGAAAAUUCACCAAGCUGAAAGAUUUCUCAUUAUCUAAUAUUAAUGCUGUUGAUAAAUAUGAUUCUCUUAUUAAACAUUUUAAAAAUCUAAGUAAUCAAGAACUUCAAAAUAUUGCUAUGGAACUAAAUUUAAUUCCUGACCAAGAAAAACGUAUGACUGAAAAUUGGUAUCGUUAUGAUUCUGAAUUUUUACUUUCUCUACUGGUAUCACGCCAUGAAGUUAGAGAGUCUCAAUUAAAAGUCCUAAACGGAAUGCCUCUGUAUCCAACUGAAGAUAUUAUUUGGAAUGAAGCUGUAGUGCCUACUGAAUAUUAUAAUGGGAACAAUUGCUUAGCUUUACCAAAAUUGAAUUUACAAUUUUUAACUCUGCAUGAUUACUUGUUACGUAAUUUUCAACUAUUCAGAUUAGAAUCUACAUAUGAGAUUAGACAAGAUAUAGAAGAUUCUAUUACUCGGAUGAACCCAUGUAAAUCUGAAGAUGGAAGUAUUUACUUCAGUGGUUAUUCAAAAAUGGCAUUACCUAUUGAUAAUUUUCUAGUUGUCGAAGUUGCAAAACCGAAUCUUGGUGAUUUACAACCUUCCAGAGUUCGAGCUGAUGUUUCAGUUACUUUAAAUCUUAAGAAAGACGUACAAGAAGAAUGGGAAAACUUACGUAAACAUGAUGUAUGUUUUUUAUUGACUGUUCAACCAAUCCUACCAAUAGGAUCUAGAAUUGAUUAUCAUAAGCCAUUCCUUCAACAAACAUCUCUAGUUUGUGUUAGAGGUUGUGAAAUAGAAGGUAUGUUGGAUAAUAUGGGUCGUGUGAUUGAAGAAGGACCUGAUCCAAGACCAGUUUUACCUGGUCAAAAGCGGACGUAUCGUGUUUGGUUAGACUGUAAUCAAUAUCGUGCUGAUCUUGAUGAUGUUGCUGCUGGGAAAAUUGAUGUUUAUGAAACAUUCAAUGUAUUAAUGCGUAGAAAACCAAAAGAAAAUAAUUUUAAAGCUGUAUUAGAAACUAUUCGUCAUUUGAUGAAUACAGAAUGUGUUGUACCUGAAUGGAUUCAUGAUAUUAUUUUAGGAUAUGGAGAUCCAUCUGCAGCUAGAUAUGAUAAAAUGCAAAAUAGGAUUAAUGUUAUGAAUUUUAACGAUACAUUCUUGGAUGUAGACCACUUGUUGGAAAGUUUUCCAAAUGAUGAAAUUACAUUUAGGGUGAAUAGUGAAACCCUACCACCUUAUCGUAUUCAUUUUCAAGAAUCCUUCAAUUCAUUUGGUAAAAAGUUCAAAAAAGUGAAUGUACAAUCUGUAAAAGCUGUCAACAGAGGACCAUAUAAAUUUAAUCAACCUAAAAAAAAUAUGAUACGCUUUACACCUACUCAAAUUGAAGCAAUAUAUUCUGGUAUGCAGCCUGGAUUAACUGUAGUUGUUGGUCCUCCGGGUACUGGUAAAACUGAUGUAGCUGUACAAAUAAUUUCAAAUUUGUAUCAUAAUUGGAGGAAUGAAAGAACCUUAAUAGUUACACAUUCUAAUCAAGCAUUGAAUCAAUUAUUUGAAAAAAUUAUGGCGUUAGAUAUUGAUGAAAGACAUUUGUUACGUCUUGGUCAUGGUGAAGAAGCACUGGAAACUGACAAGGAUUUUAGUCGGUACGGAAGAGUCAAUUAUGUUUUAGCCAAAAGACUCCAAUUGUUAAACGAAGUACAGCGCUUACAAGACUUAAUGGAUGUAAAAGGUGAUAUGUCAUAUACAUGUGAAACUGCUAUGCACUUUUUUUGGUCCCAUGUGCUCCCUAAAUGGAAUAAAUAUUUAACAAUUUUAAAUCUUGAAGAAAAUUCAGAUUGUGCAAUUUCAAUAAAUAUUGUCAGAGACAACUUUCCAUUUAGUCUUUUCUUUAGUGAUGCUCCUCAACCAUUAUUCAAAUGUCAAAAUUUGGAAGAAGAUAAGGAAAUAGCUAGGGGUUGUUUCAGGUAUAUCAAAAAAAUAUUCAAGCAAUUAGAUGAAUUUCGAGCUUUUGAAUUACUUAGAACCGGUUUAGAUCGUUCUCGAUACUUAUUGGUAAAAGAAGUAAAAAUAAUAGCCAUGACUUGUACUCAUGCAGCAUUGAAGCGUAAGGAACUUAUUGAGCUAGGUUUCAAGUAUGACAACAUAUUAAUGGAAGAAUCUGCUCAGAUUCUUGAAAUAGAAACAUUUAUUCCAUUAUUACUUCAAAACUCUGAUGAUGGGUUUAGCCGUUUAAAACGUUGGAUUAUGAUUGGUGACCAUCAUCAAUUACCUCCAGUUAUUAAAAAUAUGGCUUUCCAAAAGUAUUCCAACAUGGAACAAUCUUUAUUUACUCGCAUGGUCAAUUUAGGGGUUCCUACUGUUGACUUAGAUGCUCAAGGGCGUUCACGACCCAGUUUGAGUAAAUUAUACAACUGGCGUUAUAAUAACUUGGGAAAUCUUGAACAUGUUUUAACUGCUACAGAAUACCAUAAAGCAAAUGCAGGUUUCUUUUAUGAAUAUCAGUUAAUUGAUGUUGGCUUAUUCAAUGGUGUUGGUGAAACGGAACCAAAUCCUCAUUUUAUCCAGAAUCUUGCAGAAGCAGAAUAUUGUGUAUCUGUUUACAUGUAUAUGCGACUUAUUGGUUACCCUGCUAAUAAAAUUACUAUUUUGAGUACAUAUAAUGGACAAAAACACUUGAUCAGGGAAAUAAUAAACAUGCGCUGUGGUUCUAAUCCACUAAUUGGAUGGCCUUACAAAGUGACUACUGUAGACAAGUAUCAAGGUCAACAAAAUGAUUAUGUAUUAUUGUCAUUAGUGAGGACAAAAACUAUUGGUCAUCUUAGAGAUGUUAGGCGUUUAGUUGUUGCUAUGUCAAGAGCAAGACUUGGUCUCUAUGUUUUUGCUAAUGUAUCACUCUUUAACAAUUGUUUUGAGUUGUCACCAACAUUCAAAAUUUUCACAGAACGGCCACUAAAAUUACAUCUUUUACCAGCUGAUUAUUACCCUACAAAUAGGUUACUCAAUAGUACUAUAGAUCGUCAAAGUCAAGUUUUUAUAGUGCAAGAUAUGCCUGAAAUAGCAAAAUAUGUAUUUGAUUAUUAUUUACAACGAGUUCAGGAACUAAAACAAGUACAUCAAGAAAUAAAAUCUACAGAAGACUGGAUUAAACCUGGAGCUGCUGUAACAUUUGUAGAAAAAAAAAUUACCAAGUCUGAUCAUUAUCCAGGAGCAGAAUCGGACUCUGAAAAUAAUGAUAGUGAUGAUGAUGUUAGUAAUAAUGCAAAAUAUGAAAAAACUAUAGAAAUAAAAGCUGAAGAGAAAAUUAUUGGACCUCCAGAAAAUGUUGAAACUCGUAGUGAACAAUUACCAAAAAUAGAUGUAGAUAACCUAAGGACAGCGCCUGAAACUAAUAAAAUGAAUGAUUUGAAAGAAGGAAGUGAAGCAAUGGAAGAAGAUUAAUUUUAUGGUUUUAUUAUAUUUUUAAUCUGUAAUAAUUUUUGUAUAUAAAUUGAAUGCACAUUCUAUACCUUUGA